Molecule: messenger RNA, 5484 nt
Organism: Ylistrum balloti
Lineage: Eukaryota; Metazoa; Mollusca; Bivalvia; Pectinida; Pectinidae
Exons: 6
Coding region: 54-4034 (1326 amino acids)
Source: RefSeq, a predicted model, not a curated record
GUACCAUUCAGGUAGCUUCUAGACAGUUCAGCAGUUCUUUAGGUACUCAUAGUAUGUUAUUUGGUGACUUUGGCGACAAUACUUCAUCUUCAACACAAUUGCCUCCUCCUCCGGCUGCCAAGAGGGUUUCUGAAAGUCAUGUUCGUUCAAAAGAACAAGAGAGAGAAAAGCUAGAAAUGAAAAUAAAAGAGCUUGAAGAACAAGUUGAGAAGUUGUCAAAAGAGAAGGAAGAAAAACUCUCUUCUUUAAAUAAUGAUCAAGGUCAAAGUUCACAUCAAAAUGUGAAAGGUGAAAGGUCAGAAAAGAAUGAUGCUGGAGAAGAGGAAAGAAACCUGUUGGAAAAAUCCAAAGAAGAUGUAGACGUUGUCACAGAGAACGUAACAUGUGCCCCAGUUCUGUCUAACGAAAGUAAAGCAGUUCCAGUUUCUAAAUCUGCUGACAUAAAAGAAGUCCCAAUUUCUACACUUCUUAAAAAACACUCGUACAGUAAAGCUGAAUUCAAUCAUAAGGAAUUUCUGAAUUCAGUGUUUUCCAAUCCUCUGCCUGGUGCCAAAAGAGUUCAAGAAAGGGAGAAAACUGCAGCCUGGAGUAUUUCACCAGGUGGUCCUGAAAUAUCCAGCAAGAUACAUCAGAGACCAAGGCAACCAGCUGAUGAAGCAUGGAAUGAUUUCUGGAGGGAUGGAAGUUUUAAAGAAAGAAAUAUGGAUCAUGACUCGAAAAGUAUGGAGGAUGGAGUAUUUGAAAAUAAAUUUCAUGAAGUUGAAUCACAACAGAAUGUUGUAGAAAUCUCACUGCCACUGAAUCAAAAUAUCCCACAUACAAGGGGAAGGAAAACUGUUGGCCACACUUACAGCAAUGCUAGUUCUGAUGACCUCAGCAGUGUGAUAGUGACUGAUUCAAAAUCCAGCUCUGUUGAUGGCUUUGAGAACAUUCCAAAUAAGGUAUUAUCUUCAAAUGAAGCUCCACCGAAUAGUAAUAACCAGUCAGUUCAUUCCAGUGAGGCAAUGGAAAUUCAUGAACUUCCACCUUUGAAAUAUCCAGAUCAUUCACCUUUGGAUCUUCCUUCUGGAAAUUUUAAAAAACCAUCUUCAUUAUCAAAGUCUAACAGCACAGAGUCUGAACACAACACCCAACUACCUCCCAAGAGAAAGUCCAAUGAGAUGAGUGUACCUUUGGAGAGCAGCUCAACUCUCCCAACAGAGUUUGAUGAAGACGAGAAUAGUAGUUACCAAGAAUACCAUGACAGUAACAGGAAAAACAACAAAAAAGUUACAGGCAGUGGUAUAGCUCAUAGUGUCUCGCCCUACACCAGUUACGUGGCAUCACUACAGUCACUAGCUGAUCACAAUGGAUACAUCAUCAAAGAUGUCACUCCCGAUGGCAAUUGUAUGUUUAGUGCCAUCAUUGAUCAGCUGCGUAUCCAAGGCAACUUUGAUCUCACUCCAAACUCGCUGAGGAAAACGGCUGUGGACUACCUAAAAGAAAACCCUAAGAACCAAGAUGGAACUCAUCUAGAGUCAUUCCUGUCCACAGAGACUUGGGAUGAAUAUCUCAAACGUAUGGGACAAGAAUCACAGUGGGGGGAUCAUAUGGUACUACAGGCCUGUACAGAGGUUACCGGACAUCGCAUCGUUGUUUUCAAACAAAACACCAACAAAACUGUUUUGGUUCCAACGUAUCAGGAAUCGUCAGAGAAUGAUAUUCUCACUCUGGGACACGUUGGGGAGUCACAUUUUGUCAGUCUACGUCCAAAAGACUGGGAAGCCAAUUGGCCGCUAAUGGCACAUGCACACAGAGCAAAAAUGAAGGAGAAACAAAAAUUGGCAAGAAAAAAAUCUCGUAAACGAAAGAAAUCUAAAGAUAAAGGAAAGACCCCAUCACCAGCUAUGUCAGACAAAGAAGAUUCCACAUCUGUUGAAGAGAAAGGGAUGACAAGUAAUGACACACCUGAAGGCGCAACGAAGGAAGUGGUCACAGAGAGUGAACCCAUCGAGGAUGAGGUUGAUGACGAAAGUGAAGAGGAGGCUGAAUCUGAAGACCCAAAGGUCAAGACUACUGAUGAUAUUGAAGAACUAGUGCGAAAUAGAUCUGCUAUCGACAUUUUGAGCUUGUGUCCUAUGGCUCAUCUUUCUCAUAUCAUGACCAUGCUGAUAGAGUCAAGAUAUCUCCAUACCUUUCCUGCUGAGAACGCCAUCUACCAGUAUGCUUCAUUUGGGAGAGAGGAUAAUUCUACGUUUGCAUCACAGCAUUUUGGAAGCAUAGUUGAAGAACUUUCAACCACCGUAGUUGAUUUCCGACGUGAUUCUGUUCGAUCUGAUAUUCCUCCUAUCCCAAAGAUAAUCGGCUACAGUAUUAAUGACAGACCAUUGUGUUUUCAAAGAACAAGUGAUGAUACGGACAGUGAUAUUAUGUACGUUAUUGAUGAUCAACACACAUGCCCAGGUUAUGUUCGAAUUGAAAUAAGUGUAAAUGCAGACAAAAAAGUGUCAGAACUCCUCAGAUCAAAAAUGAAUCUUUCCAUGUACCAUUUACACCCAACAUCGAAGGAUAAAACUCAAACAAUAUUUAUGGGGUUACGUUCUAAGAUCUGGCCGGAAUCAGCUAAAGACUGGUUCACACGUGAGCGGCCAGCGAAAUGGCCACAAGAAGAAAUUCUGGAAUCUGCACAGGAGGACGAAUGUUUCUUGAUCAACCAAUCUCAUCCACACAGUAGUUACCCAGAGGCAGAAUGGCAAUGGGUGUUUCCAGCGACUGAGAUACGAAUCGCUCGAGAAGCGUUAUCUGAAGAACAGAAGUACUGUUUCAGAGUGUUCAAAGUUCUGGUGGAUUUUCACACAAGAAAUUUACCUGUCCGACUGACGACUACACAUCUUAAGACGGUGAUGUACACAACAUGCGAGGUACUUGCCUCCGAAUUGUGGCGUUGGAAUCCCGCUGGCUGUCUACUGUUUCUUCUUCAUCGACUUGUUGCCUGUCUUCGCUUGGGAAUCUUGCCAAAUUACUUCAUUUCUGCAAACAACAUGAUAGACCAUUUCAGCAAGAGACACUUGUGUGCCCUCCGACAACGAUUGUACGCACUGCGGACUUUUCCCGUUUCUGCGCUUGUGAUGCUAAGUGAUCAUUACGACAUAUGUGGUACUGGGCUUCUCAACAGAACACUGGAGGACAUCAACAAAUAUAGAAAGCAUCAGAGUCUGGGUCGGUCAUUUGUAGAAUGUUUUCUCAGGAACUAUUCACUUUAUUAUCGUGUUCAAAUCCUUUGCAGCCAGUUCAAGAAUGCAAAGAAGUCACUGGAAGAAGCUUUCUAUUUUAAAGCUGAUACCCAGCCAACCAUCCAGGGUUUAGAAUGUGGUUUUGAACAAUUCUUUCUGGAGGUCACUGGAGAUGAAUUUGGUGAUCUCAUAGGAUUAGUGACAUAUGAAAUGGAUAUGGUUUGUGAGUGUAACUUCACAAAUGCUCUUCACACUUCAACUGAAUGUGUGUAUUUAAAAGACAUAUUAGAUACGACCGAUUGUUUGGAAUACUCCAAUGUCCCAGUACCCAGAAACUGUGUCGAUUCUCGAUAUAAGGAGGUAAUGUUCCUUGAAGCCUUGUCAUCACACUUCACUCAUCAGCGCCUGUACCAGAAGGCGGCCCAUUUCAUACGUUGUGCGAUAAAGCAGACGCUUCAAGCGAUUCGAAGCAGCAGCGAAGAAAUAGAACAACAAAGUAAAUCAGAAUUACGAGAGGAACGCAUUCCACACAACGAAAUCACUUUAUAUAACUACGCCUUACUGCGCUUCUACCAUGACUUGUAUAAUGCAUACAAGUCAAUGGGACAAAAAGAGCUGAUGCAAGAGUAUGUUGAAGACUAUGAGGCGGUGUGUCUGGCGUCAGGGUACACAUAUCACUACAACAGAGUAGCCAAUAUCUGGCAGAAACUCGGCAACCAUGAUAGAGCAAACUCACUUAGGGACCAAGCCAAAUUGAUCAAAUUGUCUAAAACAUGUUAUCCACAUGUGACACAUUACAGCAGCCUCGAUGAUGUAGAUUAAGACUUAAACAGGCACCAGAUGUGCAGGUUUUAAAUGUGCCACGAUUACCCGGAUGUAUCAAUGCUUAAUACUUACGUAGAUUUAAUUCCAGUUUAGCUCUGAAGUGAGUUAUUUCUAUAUUACAUAAAUGUGAGUAACCGAUGUAUUCUGUACAUUUUUUUUUUUUUGUGUCACUGAGUAUGAGUGAAUAAGACAAACCAGAGUCCACAAAAACGUUUUAUAAAAAGCGAAAUCUGUGAUAUAUACUUUUAUAAUAAUGGUUAGAUGAUUUACAGGUUGUCAUGGCAACAUUUUGCCUGAAACUGGGCAGAUUUUCCUUUAUGGACAUAUAUCAUUGUUGAUAUAUUGUUCUAAUUUCUGGAUGCCUUAUUAGUCCAUAUUUAUUUUAUGUAAACCUGAAAUUAUAUUUAGAAAGUGAUUUAUUCUAUAAAUGAAAUUGGCUUUGUGCACCAAUAUAUUUACCUAAGAAGUGAAGACAGAUACUUCAGUACAACAGCUAGAAGAAGUUGCAAUAUUGAUGAAAAGCUCAAUGAUUAUUAAGUUUAUUGUGAAAGACAAUGUUACAGGACAUGGAGAUAAAAUUAAACGACUGAUUGAAAGACUAAUGUUGUAACAAUACUGAUGUGUGGCUGUUUAUAUAAAAUAUCUUUGGGGCAUUGUAUCAUUAACAUCUUUAAUGUAAAAUCUUAUUGGUGGUCCUAAUAACCAUUCCAUUAGAAAUUAAUAUGUGAUAUCUGAUAUCGUUGAUACAAGAACGAGUGAAGGUUCAGAAUUGAAUAAAAACAAAAUAACAAUUCUAAAAUAAAUGAUGGUGUAAGGUUGCUUCUAGAUGGGUAUUUGCUUCAUAGAAAACAAAAUCCAAAACUAUUUUGCAGUGAUAGAAAAAUUGGACCAUCCAUUUAGAUGAAAGCUUAUAACAAAUAUUAUGAAAUUUGACAAGAUGUUUUCAGGUUAUCUUCGCUCGCAUCUUUUGCCUUCCAUCAUUUGUUAAUACUUUCAUUUUCUGAAGAAAAUGUUUUGCAGGAAGAAAUCAUGACCAAUGCUAACAUAUGAAUAUAUGAUUAGUACAUAUAGGGGCCGAAGGCACGGUGCCUAAAGGGGAAAUAUAUAACAACAUACUGUCUCCAAGCAAAGAUCCAAUAUAUAGCAAAAAACUUGUUAUUUAUAUUUGGAGCUGAAAUAUCAAUCUUGGUUAGAUUUUUUCAUCAUGAUAGAUUUGUAUCACAACAUGUAUGAUUAUGAUGUCAAUGUAUCAUUUUGCUUUCACGCUUCAUGAAUGUGUUGCAUAUGUAAAAACACAUUUUAAAAAUCAUUUACGAAGUACAAAACUUCACAUUUAUGAAGUACGAAACUUCGCAUUUACGAAGUACAAUCUUUGCAUUAUUGCAUCACAGUUUAAAUGAUUGUUUACAAUACAAUUAACUGAUAUGAGUAUAUAAUUGCCCUUGUA